Molecule: messenger RNA, 2301 nt
Organism: Haemonchus placei
Lineage: Eukaryota; Metazoa; Nematoda; Chromadorea; Rhabditida; Trichostrongylidae
Source: the annotation of a GenBank genome assembly
AUGGUGGCUGCGUUGAAGCCAGCACUGCAUUUACUGCAACUCAUUGAAGACCGAAAAUAUGGUGACGCCAAGGAAUUUUUAAAACAUAAACGUGACCAACAAGAUGAUGGUUUGGGAUAUUUGACGCCUGACUUGAUAUACAAAGUAGCUUAUAGUUUCGGAAAUGAGGAUAAUUACGAACUGAGAUCACUUCUUAUGGAGUUAUUCCGUCCUGACUUCAUUGACCAAAUUUGCAAUGAUCUACCGAAAAAAUUGGAAAAACGUCUUUGCGAACGGUUACUCAGCGAGGACGAGGAAUUGGAGCACGCUAUCACUGAAGCAACAUAUGUUCUAUCGUUCUUCAGCGAAUUCUCUCCCAAGACUUCAUAUAAAUUCGAUCAACUCAUUGAUGAUGUGCUCAACAAGAUAUCGUUUGAUGAGGCGGCUGCGUAUCCGUUCCUGAUUUGGCAUGCGAGAGGACAUCCCUUUUCUCCAAGGCUGUUGGGACUCACCGAACCAAUAGUUCUGAUUCCCAGUGUAUACGACCAACGAUUUUUGCGGCAUCGGUUGGUUGAGGGAAUCUGCGAGUAUCUAACUGGCAGUGUGCGAAGGAGCGGAAGUGCUGUUGAACCGCUAGGAAUCGCUCUUCCUUUUCUGUUGAAACUCUGUGAGGAGAAUCGCGAGACUACUGCCUCACAUCUUAAACAAUACAUGGAAUUGUUCAUUUCACUUCUACAGUUCAUAGACGAUGCCAACCUGGAAAUUUAUCAAUUAGAAAUCAUGAAAAUGUCACAAGAUAUCAUAUCAUGUAUUUCUCUGGAGUUUCAAGCUCUUCUAUUGAAAAAUCUUAUAGAGAAGAUCGUCAUGGUUGGAAUGUUGCAUGCAAAGUUCGAAUCGCAAGCUCUAUCAUGGUUGUUGGAUCAGUACGAAAAAAAUUUGGAGGAGAAGGUGUUUGCUCGUGAACUGGGAAGUGUUCUUGGGCUUCUGGAGAAUGUGUCAUACGUCGGUUCUGUUGCAUCAUCAACCUACUAUCAAUCACUUUUGCGAAUCGCUCGGACUUUCGCUCACAGUAAUUGCGUCAAUUCAUCACUGUUGGCAGAGAUACGAGAAAGACUGGUCAAACCGAUUCAGUCACAAUUCAAGAAAAGCCUUCGAUGUAAUUUUCCGGAGACUACUGGUGGUGAAGCCAAUGUGCUCGUGAAUCGGCUUCGUGAGUUGCCGGUAUUUGAUGAAGAUUCCGCGAAACAGAUUUUAUCUGUGCUACAAAGCUGCGAACAAACCCUGACUGUUAUCAAUAAGGUACUCGCAGCUUUCCGUCAAACCUGUCACUGUUCCUCUUUGGGAUGCUUUCCUGCACCUGCCAUGGCAGUCAGCCCUGCUGACUGGGAGGAGUUUCGUGAUGUUCUGCCGGUAAAACUCGCAGAGAAUUUGCCGACCAAUAAGAAUGGCAACUUGCUGGAUGCUGCGCUGGAAACAGCGUAUAUUCUAUUCUCAUUCAAAGGCAUACCAUUUGCUAUACCUGACAGUAUGUCCGAAGCUUUCACUGAAGCCAUGUACAGCCUUGAUCUGGACUUAAAUAACGCUUUUCCUUUCCUCGUUUUAUUUUCCAAGAGUCAUCCUUUCUCGCCAAAACUAGUUGGUAUUACUUCGCCUACAGUACUUAUUCCAAGCGUUUAUCAUCGGCAUUUUUUGGCAAGGCAAUUAGUGGAAGGUCUGAGAAUCUAUGUCGAGGAAAGUGAAUACAGUCGCGACAAUCACUACAUCCAACCUAUGGUGACAACUCUGGACGUCAUUUUGAACAACCUGAGAGAGGUGAGCUCGAGCGACAUCGAUCCAUGUGCUGACAUGAUACUAUGCCUACUAUCAUUCAUAGAAGAUUUCGAUCUACAUUUCUUUCGCUUACCGAUCAUGACUAAAUGUCAAGACAUUAUUCACUUAUUUCCAAGCCAGCUAAGGUGUCUAUUGCUCAAGCUUAUUGUAUCACGGCUUAUUGAAGAUGACGAAGUGGAUUUUGACAAUGAAUCCAACUUAGUAGCGUGGUUUAUCGAUCUCUACAGAAGGUUCAAUUCGGCGAUGUUGUCAGAAGUAGAGACGAGAUUGGUUGGAAGGAUCCAUGACCAAUUGAAGGACUACAUUCGUCUGGAAGAAAUGCGAGAGAAGGAUAAAAAACAGAGGAAAGAGAUAGAAAAAAUUCCCAAAGAAGUGCAGCUUCAGCUCAAGCUCGCUCCUGAAGAACCGGUAGUUGAUCAACUGCAAUUGGUAAUGUUUGGUUGUGAACAGGCUAAAAAAUGCAUAGCGGAUGCCAUAGAGAGAUCAAAAUAA